GCGAGGCGCGCGCUGCCUCUUGCUUUCCCGCCGGUGCUGUGGCUCCGCGGCGUGCGGGGCGUCCCCACUAUGCAGGCGGACUCCUGACCGCCGCGAUGGCGAGCCGGGCGGUGGUGAGAGCCGGGCUCAGCCUGCAGCUCACUGGAGUCCGGGCCGCGGCCGCCGCCCCCGCCCGGGCCGUACUCUCUCUCUCCCGCCACCUCCCUUCGUACUCCAACUCCUCCUUCUCCAUGCCUCUCCUCCUCCUACUCGUAUUGCUGCUCCUCCUGCUGCUUGAGGACACCGGAGCCCAGCAAGGUGAUGGAUGCGGGCACACUGUUCUAGGCCCUGAAAGUGGAACUCUUUCAUCCAUAAACUACCCGCAGACCUACCCUAACAGCACCGUGUGUGAAUGGGAGAUCCGUGUAAAGGUGGGAGAGAGAGUGCGCAUCAAAUUUGGUGACUUUGACAUUGAAGAUUCUGAUUUUUGUCACUUUAAUUACUUGAGAAUCUAUAAUGGAAUUGGAGUCGGCAGAACUGAAAUAGGCAAAUACUGUGGUCUGGGGUUGCAGAUGAACCAUUCUAUUGAAUCAGAAAGCAAUGAAAUUACAGUGCUUUUUAUGAGUGGAAUCCAUGUUUCUGGACGAGGAUUUUUGGCCUCAUACUCUGUUAUAGACAGAAAAGAUCUUAUUACUUGUUUGGACACUGCAUCCAAUUUUUUGGAGCCUGAGUUCAGUAAGUACUGCCCAGCUGGUUGUCUGCUUCCUUUUGCUGAAAUAUCUGGAACAAUUCCUCAUGGAUAUAGGGAUUCCUCACCAUUGUGCAUGGCUGGCGUGCAUGCCGGAGUAGUGUCAAACAUUUUGGGUGGCCAAAUCAGUGUCGUGAUUAGUAAAGGUAUCCCAUACUACGAAAGUUCUUUGGCAAACAACGUCACCUCUGUUGUGGGACACUUAUCUACAAGUCUUUUUACAUUUAAGACAAGUGGUUGUUACGGAACACUGGGAAUGGAAUCUGGUGUGAUCGCUGAUCCUCAAAUAACUGCAUCAUCUGUGCUAGAGUGGACUGACCAUACAGGGCGGGAAAACAGUUGGAAACCUGAAAAGGCCAGGCUGAAAAAACCUGGACCCCCUUGGGCUGCUUUUACCACUGAUGAAUACCAGUGGUUACAAAUAGAUCUGAAUAAGGAAAAGAAGAUAACAGGCAUUAUAACCACUGGAUCCACAAUGGUGGAGCACAAUUACUACGUGUCUGCCUAUAGAAUUCUAUACAGUGAUGAUGGGCAGAAAUGGACUGUGUACAGAGAGCCUGGUGUGGAGCAGGAUAAGAUAUUUCAAGGCAACAAAGAUUAUCACCAGGAUGUGCGUAAUAACUUUUUGCCACCAAUUAUUGCACGUUUUAUUAGAGUGAAUCCUACACAAUGGCAGCAGAAAAUUGCCAUGAAAAUAGAACUGCUUGGAUGUCAGUUUAUUCCUAAAGGUCGUCCUCCAAAACUUACUCACCCUCCACCUCCUCGGAACAGCAAUGACCUCAAGAACACUACAGUCCCUACAAAAAUAGCCAAAGGUCGUGCCCCCAAAUUUACUCUACCACUACAACCUCGCAGUGGCAAUGCAUUUCCUGCACAGACAGAACAAACAACUGCCACUCCUGAUAUAAAAAAUACUACUGUAACUCCAAAUGUAACCAAAGAUGUUGCUUUGGCAGCAGUCCUGGUGCCUGUGCUGGUCAUGGUCCUCACCACCCUCAUUCUCAUACUGGUCUGUGCGUGGCACUGGAGAAACAGAAAGAAAAAAACUGAAGGCACCUAUGACUUACCUUACUGGGACCGGGCAGGCUGGUGGAAAGGAGUGAAGCAGUUUCUCCCUGCCAAGUCAGUGGAACAUGAAGAAACACCAGUUCGCUACAGCAGUAGUGAAGUGAAUCACCUGAGUCCGAGAGAGGUCACCACAGUGCUGCAGGCUGACUCUGCAGAGUAUGCACAACCACUUGUGGGAGGAAUUGUUGGUACACUUCAUCAGAGAUCUACUUUUAAACCAGAAGAAGGAAAAGAACCAGGCUAUGCUGACCUAGAUCCUUACAGCUCACCAGUGCAAGAGGUUUAUCAUGCCUACGCUGAACCACUUCCAAUUACUGGGCCCGAAUAUGCAACCCCAAUCGUCAUGGAUAUGUCGGGACACCCCUCAACCUCAGUUGGUCUGCCUUCAGCGUCCACUUUUAAAGCUACAGGGAACCAACCUCCCUCUUUAGGGGGAACUUACAGCACACUUCUCUCCCGGACUGACAGCUGCUCCUCUGCCCGGGCCCAAUAUGAUACCCCAAAAGGAGGAAAGCCAGGUCCAAGUGCUCCAGACGAAUUGGUGUAUCAGGUGCCACAGAGCAUGCAGGAAGUAUCAGUAGCAGGGAGGGAUGGUGAAUGUGAUGUUUUAAAAGAAAUCCUUUGAAGGUGAUGCUGCUUUUUACAAAGCAUCAUUUUAAAGCACAUGGCCUUUUUUUUAUUAGUGGUAGUAAUAUAUAGAAUGUAUUCCAUAUCUGUCACUGAAGUGGUUGGGGAAAAUGAGGUACAGGAAACUACUAAUCCUGCCAGCUUGCUUUGAGGGUGUAACUGUGCCACAGUUACUGCUUGCCUGUUAAAUUUCAAACAUCUUGUUUGUUACUACUGUAAACACUUCUUAAUACAGAAACAAGCUCUCUGUAAUGCACUUCAAAGAAAUUAAAAGUCACUGAGAGGUAGUAUUUAUUACCAGUGCUGCAGGUACACGAAUGAACUCAAAGAGAUGGCUCUGCAAGCCAGACUGGCAAUUAUGCAUGGUACUGUUCUUGAAAUAUCUAAUGGCUUGAAAUUCUGCUUUGUGAAAGGUGGGUACUAUCAUGAUUUCCUCCUUUUCUAUUCCUAUAUUGCUUUUUGAAUUUAGUUUUUAAAGUAAUUAUGAUUUGUGGUAUAAUCAUUGUUUUGAUUACAGUCAUAUACACUUACCCAUCUUCCAUUAGGAAGAGCUAUAGCUGGGAAGCUCUGACUUAUAAUGAGCAGGUUGAUUGGUUUUUCACUUUGACACUUUUAAGAGCUUUAACACUUCAUGGUACAUGACCUGGUCUCAUCACUGCUCAUUCUGCCCAGAGCACUUGGUGGCCAGCACCAUUUCUGUAUUUAUAAAAUGUUUGUUUUGAGUUUUUUCCAUGGGUGAUGCUUACGUUUUCAAUCUCAUGAAUUCAAGUCUUCUGAUGUCUUAAAGUGUAUUUCUCUAUGUGGAAACAAGAGUAAGCUUUAAAUUUAGAAAAACUAUAGAGGAGAGCCCCCUCCCUCAACUGUAUUUGCCGUGGGAUUUUUCCUAGGAGAGUUGUGAAUGGCGGGGGGCUGCUAAGCAAAUGUAAACAUGACUCAUUUAUGAAAGGUAAGAUCAUCUCCUCAGAAAUAAUAUAAAUUACCAAAACAAACAAAAAAAGUAGCUGCCAGGGUUUACCUACUUUUUGGUUUUAUAUAUAUAUAAAUUAUUCUUUGAGUCCCAAAGUAUUUUUGUUACUUUUAGUCAAAAAAAUAAUUUUUAAUUUCAGUUUUCCCCAGUAAAAUAUUAUAAGAAUUAUAAACACAACAUGUAGUCUUCAUUUCUGCCUGAUUGUGCCAUACACCUGUGUGGUAAGAGGUGCAAGGAGUCCUUUGGGUCAUAUUUAGGAAACAGACCUUAACAAAUGGAUAUACAUGCCUUGUGUUAGAUAACUCCUGGCAACUUCCCUGUCACCAUUUAUUCAUGACCUGUCCCUGAACUAGUUUUAGAUAGGGUGAAAUGGAAAUCAUCUGAAAUUUAUUACCUAUGGUGUUAAAAACUAUCUUUAAAAGUCCUCAGACUGGCAAGAUGACACAAGAUGUCGACCAUGAUAGAAAUAUAUUAAUUUGACAUCCCUUCGUCUGUAGUACCUUAGGGUAGAGUUAGUGUUAAAAUGUGCUUUCCUGUCAGAUUCUAGUCACUUCUGUUGAACUGCCUGUGCCGCUAAAUUAUGAUACAUUGUCAUAAUUCACUACACUUGAAUAGAAAUGAACAGUAUUCAUUUUGCUUGCUUCCACAAGUAUACCAAUAUUCUAAAACGUCGCUUCAAAAAUAGAACUGUUUUUUUUUAACAGCCUCCCUGCCCUCUGGUUUUAAGCUUUAGUUCAUUUUAUUUUCAUUUGCUUUUCCUUUUCCAGACAAACUUUGAGGCACAAUUCUAUUCAUUGAAGAACCAAUAUAUAUUUUGUUUCAAAAUAUCUGAAACAAAAAGCACAGCUGUUGAAUUUUUAUUAAAACAUAUGUGAAUGUGUCAAGCACAUAUAUUAAUGCAGUCAUCCUCUUUCAGGUGGAAAGAAUAAACAAAUUGAUUUAUUUUUUUAACCACCCUUACUACACAGAGAAUAUACUUUUCCUCAAAUUGUAAGCUUGCUUGAGGCUUUGAGAGAUUUUUUUCAGUAACUAUUGCAUUUUCCCAAAGAUGCUUGCUAUUUUUGUGUAAUAGUAUGCACCUGAUUGAUUUUCCCUGGAACAACUUUUUUUUUUUUUUU
Messenger RNA from Choloepus didactylus (southern two-toed sloth), 4507 nucleotides. RefSeq names its product discoidin, CUB and LCCL domain containing 2 (gene DCBLD2). The transcript is spliced from 16 exons. The coding region runs from base 96 to 2420 and encodes 774 amino acids. The record is from RefSeq and is a predicted model, not a curated record. Lineage: Eukaryota; Metazoa; Chordata; Mammalia; Pilosa; Megalonychidae.